This is a messenger RNA of Entamoeba dispar SAW760, 540 nucleotides long. RefSeq lists its product as uncharacterized. The coding region runs from base 1 to 540 and encodes 179 amino acids. The record is from RefSeq and is a predicted model, not a curated record. NCBI's taxonomy places the organism in Eukaryota, Evosea, Mastigamoebida, Endamoebidae. The transcript has a single exon.
AUGAAAUUCAUUGGUAUUGUGUUUUUGGUUUUUAUUGCUAGUGCUUUAGCUCAAUCAAGUGGAUUUUGGACACCAACAUUGUACAAAGUUAGAGAAAGAUUAAGUGAAGUUGCCAUUCGUAUUGAUGAAGUAGAAGAUGACGAAAGACAUUAUGGAGAUUUGAUUGAUAAGAGUAUUGUUGAUUUAAAGAGUGCUAUUACCAAGAGAGAGAAGUAUAUAAUUGGUAGAAGACUUACUCAUCUCAGAGCCAAGUUAGUUGUUUUCAACCAAAAGAAAUUAUUACUUCUCAGAGCACUUAAGAGGAUUGUUUCUGCUGUUCCAAGAAAGUUCAGAGCUAAGAUGAUUAGAUCAUUAAAGAUUGAAAAGAGAUUUGUUGCUAUUAGAGAUAUCGAAAGAGAUGCUAAACGUAUUUUAAGCCCAAAGAAAGCUAUUACCCAUAAAAGUAGUACUAAAAAGACUUUAAAAAGACUUGGUCACGGAAUUGCUAAAAAUGUUAAAACCGUCAAGACCACUAAGAUUUCCAAGAUCAAGAAGAAUUAA